Messenger RNA from Aethina tumida (small hive beetle), 1428 nucleotides. RefSeq lists its product as uncharacterized. The transcript has 6 exons. The record is from RefSeq and is a predicted model, not a curated record. The coding region runs from base 148 to 1323 and encodes 391 amino acids. Lineage: Eukaryota; Metazoa; Arthropoda; Insecta; Coleoptera; Nitidulidae.
GACGAUCAAGUUACCUUCCUCCAAAACCUUGACGACAGAACAAAUAUUUAAUCAACUAGUAAAUCAAAUAGUAAAAUUGUCAAAAAGAAAUCAGAUAUCCCGAAUUCCUCAAACAUUGGUCGAAAGAAAUUUUCAAUAAAAACGAGAAUGGAUAUGAAAAACGGCUCGGGAGACUGCGGCUCGAAGCAGAAACGCAUCCCGGUACCGUCCAGCAGGAAGUUCAACGCUCGCGCGCCCCCCAUGGAGGAGGAGGUCAGGAUGCAGCUCAAGACCGCCAUGGAAGUCAUGGACGAGAGCGUCCAGACUCGAAAAAUCACCAAGGCGCGCACCGUCGCCGAGAUCCACCCCACCAAGACGAAAGUCAAGCGGAGGUCGCUCGACGCCACCACCGCGGACGAGGUGACCGUGCACGUGACGCCGCGUCGCCAGCCCGACGAGGAGGACGCGUCGCCGGCGUCUCCGCACCUGCAGGAGAGCAUCGCUUGCCGCUUCUACCGCCGUCUGCUGCUGAACGCUUGGCGUCGUUCCCGCCAUCAGCUUACCGCCAUCGACGACGCGUCCCGGCGCCAGAAGGAACAGAUAGCACAACUUGAAAUGCAGAUAACACUUUUGAAGAAGUUGAACAAGACAGAAAGUGAAAAAAGGAAUGACGCCUUAUUGGAGUGUCAAAACACCAAAAGUACAUUGGAAAAGGUAGAAGUCCAUAAUCAAGUCCUUACAAAGGAACUAGAUUUCUUAAAGAUGGAACUUGAAAAAAAUGAAAACCACGUGCGCAACGCCCAAUUGGAGAUAGACCAGCACAAUAAUAUGAUCGCCAUUUUGGAAGAAAAUCUUAGGAUCAAGAUGGCGGAGCGUGACACCCUUCAACAAGAGCUUAAAAUGAGCAACGGCGUCAUAAAAAUCCUGAACAAAAAGGUGAGCACCAUGGAGAACGUCUUGACCAACACCAAAGAAAUGUUGAAGGAGACCCAGGAGGAGUUCUCUUUCAAAUUCAACGAAUGCGAGGAAUUGACCAGCCAACUGGAGGACAAAACUGAUGAGAAUGAGCUGUUGGAGAAAGAACUGAAGAUGUACAAAGAUCAACUGUGGAAUUUGGAGCAGCACAUUGAGGUGUUGCAGGACGAAUUAGCCGACAAUGUGGCUAGAUUGGAUUUGAUACGUCGCGAGAACGAAUCUAUGAAGAGUGAAAUCGAGGAUGUUAACUGCGAGCUUAUGGAGGAGAAGAAAAGUUCAUGGUGGAAGAGCACCAAGCAACUGGCUACUUUGUCUUUGAAUGCUUUGGAAACUGCCGCUCAAAUAAUGUUGCCGGCUUAUUUAGAUUAGACUUUACAAGUUGACUGUUUUCGAUAGUAUUUAUCUAGUGAAAUAUUAUAAUUCACAUUUUUAUACUAUUUUAUUACAAUAAAGUUGAUUGAGUGAUACACACAA